UUUGUUUCUAUUGUUAAAAAAACGAAAAAUAAUUCGGUAACACUGAUAACGAAAGCACUGCGCUCGAGACUAAAUCCGGUCUCUUUUCAACACAGUGCAGGAUGGCCGUGGGUAAAAAUAAACGCCUGACCAAAGGGGGCAAAAAGGGUGGAAAAAAGAAGAUCGUCGACCCAUUCUCCAAGAAGGAUUGGUAUGAUGUAAAGGCUCCAGCCGUGUUCAAAAACCGUCAAAUCGGUAAAACUUUGGUGUCAAGAACCGUUGGAACAAAAAUUGCAGCUGAUGGUUUAAAAGGCCGAGUCUUUGAGUGCAAUCAGGCUGAUUUGCAUGGCGACGAAUCAACUUAUCGAAAGAUGAAGUUGAUUGUUGAAGAUGUUCAAGGCAAACAUUGUCUCACCAACUUCCAUGGCAUGAGUCUCACCAGGGACAAGUUAUGCUCAAUGGUAAAAAAGUGGCAAACAUUGAUCGAAGCAUCAUGUGAUGUAUCAACCACUGACGGAUACAAGGUCCGUAUGUUCUGCAUUGGAUUCACUCACAGGAGAAGCAAUCAGAUCAAAAAAACAUCUUACGCCCAACACAUGCAGGUGAUUAACAUCCGAGCCAAGAUGAUCGAAAUCAUGACACGAGAGGUGAACCUCGGUAACCUUCGUGAGCUCGUGAACAAACUCAUCCCUGACUCCAUUGCUAAGGAUAUUGAGAAGGCUUGCCAAGGCAUUUACCCUCUUCAUGAUGUUCAUAUAAGAAAGGUUAAGGUGCUGAAGAAGCCAAAGCUUGACCUUGGUCGAUUGAUGGAGAUGCAUGGUGAAGGAAGUGCCAAAACUGGCCAAUCCAAGUCCGACACUGGAUCCAAGGUGGAACGCUCUGGCGGUGACAGUUAUGAACCACCAGUCCAAGAUUCCGUUUAAAUAAUAAAAUCGGAAAACAAGUUUA
Molecule: messenger RNA, 927 nt
Organism: Ciona intestinalis (vase tunicate)
Lineage: Eukaryota; Metazoa; Chordata; Ascidiacea; Phlebobranchia; Cionidae
Source: RefSeq, a predicted model, not a curated record